Molecule: messenger RNA, 1284 nt
Organism: Polistes canadensis
Lineage: Eukaryota; Metazoa; Arthropoda; Insecta; Hymenoptera; Vespidae
Gene: Mt2
Product: tRNA (cytosine(38)-C(5))-methyltransferase
Exons: 2
Coding region: 309-1250 (313 amino acids)
Molecular function (GO): methyltransferase activity
Source: RefSeq, a predicted model, not a curated record
UGCACUUUUCAAUAUGGGGUUAUGUACAUUUAAAUCAUUCGUGUAUUAUUUAUACUAUAUCGAAUGUGUAUAAUUUUUUUAAGUGUAUUUAAUGUUUCUUUUUUUUUAAAGAAAAUAUUUUUUUAAAUCAUUUAUAAUGCGAAUAUUGGAAUUAUACAGCGGUAUUGGCGGAAUGCAUUAUGCCUUUCGAGUUUUAAUUAUCAUGUUAUUUUUUAGAAAGUGGAGUGGCUGGAAAUGUUAUUGGUGCAGUGGAUAUAAAUCCUGUUGCCAAUAAUGUAUAUAAACAUAAUUUUCCAGAAGUCUUACUCAUGAACCGCAACAUUGAAUCUAUAAGUGAAGAGGAAAUUAUAAAUUUAAAUAUAGAUAUGAUACUUAUGAGUCCUCCUUGUCAACCAUUUACUAGAGUAGGAUUACAAAAAGACAAAUUAGAUAAGAGAUCGUGUUCAUUGUUUCAUCUUUUACAAAUUAUACCACGGAUUUCAUCUUUGAAAUAUAUAUUAUUGGAAAAUGUAAAGGGAUUUGAAAACUCUGAGACAAGAAUAGAGUUACUGAAGUGCCUUAAAAGUUGCCACUUUAAUUAUAAAGAAUUAAUUUUAAGUCCGACACAAUUUGGUAUUCCAAAUACUAGGCAUAGGUAUUACUUGCUUGCAAAGAAAAAAGAUUUAAAAUUUUGUUUUGAUGACUCUGUAUUAGAUUAUAGUCUGUCUCAAAGAUUAAUGAUGCUUCUUCCACGAAGUAAACAUCAGUUAUUCAUGGAAAAAGAACAUGUCGAUAAUAUAGAAUUUGGUAUUGUUUGUUAUAAAUUAAAACAUAUUUUAGAAAAUUGUGAAGAAGAAUUAUACUUGAUUCCUAAAAAUGUUCUACAAAAACGAGCUACACUCUUAGAUAUAAGAACGGCAGAAAAUUGUGGCUCUUGUUGUUUUACAAAGGCUUAUGGACAUUACGUUGAAGGUACGGGUUCUGUGUAUUGCCCAUUUUCUGAAGAAACAGUACAAAAAAGCCUUACCGAGUCUACCAAAUAUGAAAAAUAUUCAGAAGAUCAAUUAAAACUCUUUUUAUCUUUAAAGUUAAGAUACUUCACACCAAAAGAAGUAUCUAGAUUAAUGUGUUUUCCAGAAGAUUUUACAUUUCCAAAUAGUACAACAAUUAAACAAAAAUAUAGAUUAUUAGGUAAUUCAAUUAAUGUUGAUGUAGUUAGCAAAUUAAUAUUUUUAUUAUGUAUUACAGAGAAAGAGAAUAUAUAUAUAUGAAAUAUUUAUUUAAAUAAAUAUAUUUGUGCGUUAA